GAUCCACAUUCACAACAAUGAGACUGGUGAUUCUCGUGUGCCAGCUCGGCCUCAUUCUGAGGACCGAGGCCCAGACGCCACCUGAAUGCAGCGGCAGUGACACGUUCAGGGACCCAGAAAACACUGACAUUAUCGUGACCUGUGGCACAGAGUUCAUGAGCCUGAGCAUCUAUAUCUGUCCAAUGUUUAAAUCUGGUUACAACGAGUCUCUGAUGGUCCUCAACAAUCAGAUCAGUAAAUCUGAGUGUUACGGCACAGCCGACCUGACCGUUGUUCCACCGGUCCUCAACUUCAAAAUCCCGCUGAAUGUAACUGAUGCCGGCGCCUGCAGCAGUGUCCUCACGGUAACCAACGAGGUUGGGACGGGAGAAUUUUCGGACUUCUCGAACAUCCAGUUCUUAAACAUGUCGGGCACUGUUAACUCAGUGGACCCGGUCACUGGUACAGUCACGUAUCGCUCACAGAUCCUCUACAGGUUCUCCUGUCGUUACCCGAUGCAGUAUGUGAUGAACAACACUCAAGUCAGCGUAACGGGAGUGAACGUCGCGAUACAAGACAACAAUGGCAGUUUCGUCAGCACUCUGAGCAUGCAGCUGUUUUCAGAUUCAAAUUUUCAAGACGACCUGCUGAUACCAAACACAGGACUCAACCUGAAGACCAUCAUCUAUGUUGCAGUAAAAGCCACCAAUCUCACAUCAAAAUUCAACGUGUUGUUGGACCGAUGUUUCGCAUCCACGGGUCCUUACAACAACCGAUCCACCUUCUACGAUCUGUUUGUCGGCUGCAUCCAUGACCCUCAGACUAAUCUGAUUCUGAACGGACAGUCUCAGGUGGCUCACUUCUCCUUUGAGGCCUUCAGAUUUGUGGAGCACCAAAACCAGGAGGUGUCCACGUUCUACGUGCACUGCAUCACCAGACUGUGUGAGGUGUCGUCGUGCAGCCUCCUGCAGCCUGAUUGUUCCUCGCCAGCCAGGAGAAGGAGAGCGGCUGUGACUGAGGGUGCGACGCCCAACGCCACGGUCUCUUCAGGCGCCAUACGUGUGGGUCACAUGACCAACGACGAUUCUGCGACAAACUUCUCUGCUCAAGUUUCGGACGCUCAGAGCGAGUACAGCAGUCCUGUGGUGGCCGUCAUCAUCUGCCUCGUCGUCGUAGCGAUCAUCCUCUUGGCCAUGAGUGUCUACUUUGUGUUGUACAUCAGACGAAGGCCAUCGUUCUAAUCUGGUCCAGCGACUCCAGCACUCAGCUGUCCGUGUAGAAGUUUAAACCUGUAGCAUCUAAACCACAUUUAUGUAGAGUUUAUGAUAAUUUAUUCAUGAUCUGUAUAUUUGCAUGUUCAAAAGAAAACACGUAGUGUAACGCAGGAUUAAGACAAUAUUUACAGUUUAUUCUGCGACAUAAACUCACCUGUUCGAUCUG
Solea solea (common sole) is the source of this 1419-nucleotide messenger RNA. RefSeq names its product zona pellucida-like domain-containing protein 1. NCBI's taxonomy places the organism in Eukaryota, Metazoa, Chordata, Actinopteri, Pleuronectiformes, Soleidae. The transcript has 10 exons. The coding region runs from base 18 to 1220 and encodes 400 amino acids. Gene Ontology annotation, cellular component: cell surface. The record is from RefSeq and is a predicted model, not a curated record.